This is a messenger RNA of Blepharisma stoltei, 435 nucleotides long. The record is from the annotation of a GenBank genome assembly. NCBI's taxonomy places the organism in Eukaryota, Ciliophora, Heterotrichea, Heterotrichida, Blepharismidae.
AUGAUUAAAUGCAAAGAAAAAGCGGUCAAGGCACAAAAAUAUAUGGAAGCAAAUAGCUUGCUAAAACAAAUAGAAGAAACGAAAUCUUUUGAACAAAUGAAGCAUUUGGAUGUAAGACAGGUAAAAAUAGAGCAGCAAAUGAUUAUUUUUGAAAGUAAAUUACACAAAGAAAUAGAAAAUAUUAAAAAAAGACAGAAAACGGGGCUGGAUGAGCUAAGUAAACAGAGGAAUGUAGAGUUUGACUUGGCUAAUAAAAAAUAUGAAAAUAUUAGGCGGGAGUUGGAAAAUGUGCAGAAAAUCGAGACGAAUAAGAAAAAAGGGAAACAUACGACAGCUGCUGGGAGGUGGGAAGGAAGUUUAAUUAAACCUCAUACGAGGUCUAAUUUAACAACUCCUCUAAGGUCAUCUUUAAGCCCAGGUAAACGAUAUAAUUAA